UGUGUAACAUUCUGUCGUAAGUGUCGUACUUUGACGUACUUUGUCAAAUUGUCAAUUUCUUGACAUCAGAGGGCUUGUUGAAAAAUAAUUGCGAUUUGUAUUCAAUAAACUGGAAAGUUCUUCGAUUUUUACAAUUAGUUAACAAGUGCUUAAGUUUGAAGGUUCCAAGAAUCUAUAAGUAUAAUGGCUACCGCGCCGAGCGGUACUCACAACUUCAAAGUUGUUUUGCUGGGUGAGGGAUGUGUUGGAAAAACUUCUCUGCUGUUGCGUUAUAUAGAAGACAAAUUCAACGACAAACACCUAACUACACUGCAGGCCACAUUUUUAAACAAGAGACUAAACAUUAAUGGUAAACGGGUAAACCUUUCCAUUUGGGACACAGCUGGCCAAGAGAAGUUCCAUGCAUUGGGCCCCAUUUACUACAGGAACUCCAAUGGGGCUAUCUUGGUGUAUGAUAUCACAGAUGAAGACUCAUUUGGAAAGGUAAAAAACUGGGUUAAGGAACUGAAAAAGAUGUUGGGAUCUGAUAUAGUUCUCACAAUAGCUGGGAAUAAAAUUGACCUAGAACAUGAGAGAACAGUGCCACUGGAGGAAGCUGAAAGCUAUGCCAAUAUGGUUGGUGCUCAACAUUUCUACACUUCGGCCAAAUUGAACCAAGGUGUAGAGGAACUUUUCCUUGAUCUUACCAGAACCAUGAUUGAGAGGUAUGAGCAAAAUGCUCAAACAGAUGUAAACAGAACCUCACAAGUGGUGGUGGUUGACGAUGAGGCUCCCCAGACCCAGUCUUCUUGUUGCUCAGGUAAUCGGAGCAACUAAGAUCAUCUACACUCAUGCAACACUAAACGACACACAGACAUAGUAACAUCAUGUCUCUAGUAGUCAGUCGCAUAUAUAUUUUGCUGAAUACUUGUAAAAAUGUAAUAUAUUAUUUGCAUACUAUAAUAGAUUUGAUUUAUACAACUUAAGUUUUAAAAUAUUCUUUAUAUAUGGUAGCUACAAUUUUUUGUAUUUAUCUCAAUAUGAAAUGUUAUUAUUAAAAAAUAUUAAUUGUAAGAAUGGUGCAUAUACCAAAAAGAUUGGUAAAUGAUAUUCAAAUGUUUCUUAUUACAUAUUUGUCUAAGUUUUAACAUAAAUGAAUUUUUAAGCUAGCGAAAUGCACCUUAUAGCUGAACCGACUGUUGCUUGGUCGAGGAAACAGUGACAUGGCUACUUUUAAUGUUAAUGUAAGUCUUAUUAAUCUAUUCAUUGAUGUACUUUUAUUCCAUUUUGAGAUGUAUUUAUAGUCUAAAUGUUGUUGAACUAAGUUUAUGGCAAAUUCUUAAUGUCGUCUGUUUUUAUAUUUUAUUAAUGGUAUCAGAUGGAUUAGAACAAAGACUUUCACCAAAAUGUUUUAUAUAUAUUAUUAACUCACCUAUUGGAAGGUAUGCAAAGAUAGUUAAUCAAAACAUGAUUUCAAAAGAUAUCAAAUAUUUUGUCAUUAAAAUACUUUUUUGGUUGCUUGGUUGGUGACUCUCCAAGUAUAAGUUAUCCUGUACAACUUAGGAAUUGCAAUUGAUGUAAGUUAUAUUGAACAAACAACUAUGCUUUAAUAAUAAUUUAAUCUUGGUCUAUGCAAAUGAAUUUAAUUUAUAUAUUUGUGGAUACUAAUGUUGUGUCUAGGAUUUUAAUGUAUAAUAAGGUAUGUCUUUCUUAUGAUGAGGGCGUGGUGACGUUCUAAUGUGCCAGGUUAAUAAAAUUGUUCCACUGUUGAAUAUACCUAGUCUGACAUGUCUUUUCUAAUAUUGAUUUCAUGUUCUAUGCGAUCAAUAUAAGUAUCUUUGCCUCAUUCAUGUUAUCUUAAAACUACAUCUUAAGAGAUUUAUAAACUGUUAUUCGUUGUUAUAUUCAUGUUUCACAUAAAAUAAUUUUGUCAAUAUAAUUGAAAAUAUUGUUCGUAAUUUUUAUUAUGUUAUUGUUGGUUGGUUAUUACACCAGCAAAGUAAAUCUUGAACUUGUAAUUGCAUAGACCUGCCAUACUUGGUAUAUUGUGACAUUCGUGCAUUCGUGAGGCAGGGUAAUUCACUGAUGUAAGAUUAUAUUGCACACGUGUAGUAAAAACAUUCACAAUUUAGUCAUAUUCAGUGCACCCACACAAAUAAAGGAAGGAUUGAUGAAAUGAAACAAACGUCUCGUUAACAAUAAUCUAAUAUGCACUACUUGUGUAACCGUGACUAAAAUGAUAUCAACAAACUAUCUAAAUAGCAUAAGCUAAGCAGUUACAUCAAUAUUCAAAGUUUCUUUUCAGAAAUAAAACAUUUUUAUUAUUAAAAGAAGGGACACAUAAAAUUAAUAUUGUCUGUAAAAUUCAUGCAAUAAAGGUUAUGGAUUUGCCGAUUAAAA
Molecule: messenger RNA, 2379 nt
Organism: Spodoptera frugiperda (fall armyworm)
Lineage: Eukaryota; Metazoa; Arthropoda; Insecta; Lepidoptera; Noctuidae
Gene: Rab21
Product: ras-related protein Rab-21
Exons: 5
Coding region: 184-816 (210 amino acids)
Biological process (GO): Rab protein signal transduction
Molecular function (GO): GTPase activity; GTP binding
Source: RefSeq, a predicted model, not a curated record